This is a messenger RNA of Culicoides brevitarsis, 1122 nucleotides long. RefSeq names its product odorant receptor 67a-like. The record is from RefSeq and is a predicted model, not a curated record. The coding region runs from base 1 to 1122 and encodes 373 amino acids. The transcript is spliced from 2 exons. Gene Ontology annotation, molecular function: olfactory receptor activity; odorant binding. NCBI's taxonomy places the organism in Eukaryota, Metazoa, Arthropoda, Insecta, Diptera, Ceratopogonidae. Gene Ontology annotation, biological process: detection of chemical stimulus involved in sensory perception of smell; sensory perception of smell. Gene Ontology annotation, cellular component: plasma membrane.
AUGACUUCAUUGAACAUCAAAUCUCACGUUAAACUCUACAUCUUCUUCUUUCAAAUUGGAACACUUUCAUCGCCGCAACGCCUUUUGCGAGUAUUUUCCACAAUUUGUCUCAUUUUCUACACUUUUUUCUACUUAACAUCAUCCGUGACGGGCGUUCGAGACUUAAUCCUAUCCAAAGGCAUCCACAAAAUCGAAAUUUUAUACGAAAUUCUACACGGAUUGUCAGUCGGGCUCAAAUUAUUGCUUUUACGCCCUCAUUUGAAGCAACUCAAAGCUCUUUUACACGAAUUUGAUGAACUUAACCUAAAAAAUCAUGACAUUAUUUUGAGUUACGUUCAAUUAUUCAAUAAACUUUUCAAAGGAUUGGCGUCUUUGUGGGUAUUCGCAGGGAUUUUAGCGAUCAUUUCGCCAUUUUUUGUGGGCAAACUCCCGUUUGAAAGUCAGCAAAUACCCUUUUUGGGACUUACAGAGGAGAAAAAUUGGAAAUUUGCCCUUACAAUGUUGCAACAAGAUGGAUUUUUGUUGUAUGGAAUUACUUCAACUAUAAUUAUGGAUGGAUAUCCGGCGUUAAUUCUUGCUUUAAUUAGUGGUUAUUUGGAAGAAAUCGCAAAUGAAGUUAGAAAAAUCAAAAAUUUAAAAGGAAAUGAUGCUAAAGUGAGGUUAUGUAGUUGUUAUGAUAUGUAUCAAAAAGCUGUCGAGCUACAAAAGAAGUUUUCUCAACUCUAUUCAAUUGCUUUGUCAAUCCAAGCCGCAGUAGGAACGAUUUCUAUUUGUGCCAUCAUGGUUAAACUUUCGCUCGAUUCGCCUCUUGUUAAUUUUGGAUAUUAUUUGAGGAAUGUGUUCUUAAUGCUCAACAUCUUAUUGGAAAUUGCUUUUGUUAACUUCAUGGGUUCAAAACUGAUUCAAACUAAUUUGAGUCUAUCGAAUGCUCUUUACGACACAAAUUGGUUGGAGAAAGAUUCGAAUUUCCGUAAAUUAUUGAUAAUGUUUCAGCAAAGAGCUCAAAAAGUGCUCCAGAUACGAAUUGGAUUCAUUUUCGUCUUGGAUCUUAAUUUGGUAGGACAAAUCUGUAAUUUGGCAUAUAAACUUUAUGCUGUAUUGAUGAAAGUAAAUAAUAUCUAA